AUUUAGUAUAAUCCACAAAAUGGAGAUUAUCCAAAUGUAGGCCACGUUUCUUAAAAUAGCAAACAAAAGAUUAUUACUUACUAAAGUUAUUUUUAUAUGAUAACUUCGUUGUAAUUAUUGUUACGUAUUUUAGUACCUAUAACUAUUACUUAAUAAAUUGUAUUAGAUAUGUGUUCAUUUAUAUACUAUAUGUAUUACUUAUUACAAUUAUUUUGAAAUACUCGGCCCAAAUGUAAUUGGCUGUGCUUUUACUAAUUACGAAACUUAACCCCGUCGAUAUUAGGAUAAAUUUAAAUAACGACGUUUAAAAAAGUAUUAACUAAUGAUAAAAUUUAUUCCUUAAUUACUGGUAAAAGAUCCAGCGUAUGGGUGCCAAAAGAACCCCAAUUGAAAAUGUAAUUAAAUAUGUAGCUUGCAUACUUCGAAUCCAGUUUCUAUGUCAUAAAAUUUAAAUACUAAGUUUUACUUCUUAAAUACCAAAUAAAAUUGGUUUUUAUUUUCCUUUUCUACAAAAUUAAAAAUACAACAUGGAGUCUGUUUAUUAAAAAACAGUUCAAAUUAUGAUCGGCAGUUUGCCUUAGAUCAAAAACCCUAUUCGCCAAAACAAAUGUCGUAUUAUACCGCAAAUCAUAAAUUCAUUUUUUAAAGAGAUUGUUUUUUAAAUUUCGAAAUAGAUUGGGGUACAUUGACUUAUAGAAUUGAUUUGAACAAAUAGUUACUUACUAGGUUAAGGUGAUCUUUAAUAAACCAAUAAAUCAGGUCUAUGGCUACCUCUAAAAAUUGAAAUAUGUACUUUAAAUCUUCUAUAUGCAGAUAGCAUUUUAAAUCAAUCUUAAAAUAGUAAAACAGGUAUUUUACAUGACAAAACAAAUAAUAUUAGAAAUAGAGAUAGCAUAUUACGCUCCUUAAUAUAAUUAUACAUAACUGUAUUAUCAUACUCACUGAAAACGUGUAUUUAAUUGAAAUUGCGGGUAUCCAGAUUUUUAUAUAAUAAAAUACUGUUUUUAAAUAUAUAGAUAUAUUUAUAGAUGGUUUAACCAUAGCUACUUUUUAUGCCAUAUUAAUUUUCUUCAUAUGGACAGAGCACUGUAUAUAAACAAGCUGGCCUGUUUAUUUAGAUGCCAAUAGCAACUUAAUUUAACAUGUUGAACGCCAUGGGCGAUAACAUGUGGGCCACCCUAGUGGAUUAGCCCUCAACUGUAAUCUGUUGGCAGUCAAUGACUUAAAAGCAAAGCAAAAUAAAUCACCACUUCCUGAUAUACUGUUGUACCAUUUUCCAGUGUUCUCAAAAUUGUUGUACUAGUACAGAUUCAUUCAAAUGUUACUGAAAUCAGCCAUCAGAAUAAAUUUUAAUUUAAACUAUAUCAGGUUGUGGUGCUAAAGUAAAAUGAAAGACUGUAGUAGCAAUUUUUAACUGUAUAUUUGUUUUAAACUGUUAUAUUUUACAUAAAUGAAAUACUGUUUAAGACAUUGAACAAUAUGGAAUGUGAAUUGAUAAAUUUUACAUUUAUUUGUUACAUACAUAAUGUACAGUCCAUUGGCUUAUAUGAAUACCUAACAAUUUAUUUAAUGAUUAAAUGUUUUAAUUACUUAAAAACUUGGUUGUUAUUUUAAUAUUCUUUAUGCUUAAUUUUUAAUUAAUUUUUUUAAUUAAUUAUAUUAUGCUUCUGUUACUUUUUGUACAGACUUAUUAGGAUAAAAUUAAAUUACAAUCCUAGCAUUUAAAAAACAUUACAAUAUAGUAAAAUAAAUGCAUUUAAUUAAUGCAAAUAAUAUGUAUAUUAAUGUAUUAUUCUUAACAUUAAUUUGGCCCAAUGAAAGAUUAUGAAAUGAAAGAUUAACACCAGUAUUUUAUUUUAAUUAUUUUGACUUAAAACUUUAUUGACAGAAAUUAAAUGUAUGUUUCUUUUUAUUAUAUAUUUACAUUAAACUAUGUUUGUUUGUACCUUAUUAAAUGUAAUGAAUUGCAAUAAUAUAUUAAGAGGGAAAUUAUUGUUUUUUUUUUUCGUUUUUCCUUCCCACUACAAUUUCAAUGAAAAACUGAAAGUAUGAAGGUUUAUGGAUUACUUAUUAUAUUUUAACACCUAAUAUUUUUAGAUACACAAUGACAGUUAAUGAGACUAUCAUGUGAAUAUUUAGUAUUAUAAAAGUAAUAUAACUAGGCAUUAACAAAGUUCUAAUUGAUAAAUUCACAGCCCCUGUUAAGAGGUUUGCUAUCAAAAAGUAUGAUAAUCCAUUUGUAUUUAUUUGAGAUAGAAUUACAGGCACUUUGAAAGUGUUCCCUUUGCUUUCAACCAGUACAGUAAUAAAAUAUAAAAAUGCCGUCAUAGUGAUCAAAAGAGUAUUUAUAUAAAUGCAAUAACCUGCAUUUGCCAAAGUCCUAGAUGCAGGUCGAAUCACAUGUACAAAAUGUGUCAAAGACCACAUUAAUACUGUUCCUAAUAUUAACUUUAAUUGUAUUUCAUAUCUUCUGGCAUUUUUAUUUAGUAAUAUUUUUUUUAUACAAACACCAAAUAGGUAGAUGGAUACAUAACCCAGGCAAGAAGAAAUUCCUUCUCGGUUAGCUGAUAUGAUGGAAUCUCUGGGAGUGUCACCAAAUACCCAGUCUUGAAGACCAAGAUAUAGAGCAAGUUCAUGAAGAACUAAUGAUAGAAUACAGAGUAAUAGUGCAUUGUCAGAAAAACAUAAAACAAAUGUUGAAAGAACUUUACAAACAGCUAUUGUGAAGAAAAAGUUCCAAUGCACACCAUACUCAGUUACAUGUUCCUGAUAAUUUAGUUGUUUCACAGAUACAUAUCUUCCUACACCAAGUAUUACUAAUAUAGAUAUUAUUUUCAAGUUUCCCUUCACUAUCUCUCCGAGUUUUUGAGACUGCAAGUCUUUAUGUACAACCCCACUCAUUAUAACAAAUAAGCCUACACCAGUAUCCAUCAAACUGUACCCAAAUCUUUCUGUUUUCGCUAAAUAUCUAGGGAAAUCUUGAAAAUCCACAGCUAAGAUACACAAUCCUGUUAUGAGGUAUGUUAGUCCUCUAAGACAAGAUAUCAAAGCUAUCCUAUUGUUAGGGAAUACAUUUUUCUGCAUGAAUUUUUUUACUAUAUUUUGGUAGUAUAACAAAAGAUUUAUUAAAAGUAUUAUAAAAGCGAUUAGGUUUAACACGUAAAUGUAUUCCGCUAGUAAAGUGUGUGCUAUAAUCAUGGGUAGAACCAUGACCAGGUAUUCAUAGGCGAAUUGACAGCAUCGCGGAAAUUUGGAUUUGAUAGCUAAAUAUGCGGCACAUUGCACAGUGAAGAAUAUACAGGCACAGGUGUGGACUGCUGUGGAACCAUGGUUGUUCUGCAUGAAGGAUUCAUGAUACUUCUUGUAUUCUGAAGCAUUCAUUGUACUUUACACUGAAAUAUCAACUGAUAAGCUUAUCUUUUCAAUAUCAAUGCUCGCUCAAUGAAUUCACAUUUAUCACUGCCAGUUCAACUAGGUAGUUGUUCUAAUUUCAAACAUAAUUUUA
Spodoptera exigua (beet armyworm) is the source of this 3505-nucleotide messenger RNA. Lineage: Eukaryota; Metazoa; Arthropoda; Insecta; Lepidoptera; Noctuidae. The record is from the annotation of a GenBank genome assembly.